AUGAGUUUGGGUGGCAUUUGGAGCUCAAAGCUUGGGGCUCACGUCUCCCACUGCUUACUCGCUACAGGCGAGCUGCCAGAAAGGGCGGUAAUCUUAGGCGUUAUCCUGUCUACCAGUGUACACAGUCAUGGGUAUAGAGCCGAAGAAUUUGGGGAGCCACUGGCUUUACCAGUUCCAGCAGAGCUUUUUGUCGACACAAAUGUCUCUUAUGCUUAUGUUGUCAACCCUCAACAAACUUUGUACCACUACAAUUACCACCCUUUCAUGUCAUAG
Molecule: messenger RNA, 273 nt
Organism: Letharia columbiana
Lineage: Eukaryota; Fungi; Ascomycota; Lecanoromycetes; Lecanorales; Parmeliaceae
Exons: 1
Coding region: 1-273 (90 amino acids)
Source: RefSeq, a predicted model, not a curated record